UAGUGGGUUGUGACAUUUGUACGUAAAAAAUGUUUUAUCAGUGGUAUACGAGAAAACAUUGAAAAUAAGGAAUAAAUAACCGAUAAUGGGAGGGGGACUUCGAUCUUAAAAGAAUAUCGAGUUAAACUACGAAACAGUCAAAAUAAGUGAACCAUGAAGCUCGCCAUUGUAUUGCUGCUAGCGGGAGUUUUCCUGGUACAUCGGGCCGAAUCACAAUUAUUGCCAUUACCAAAACCGCUUGAAACUGUCGUGAAAAUCGCAGCAAAACCGCUAACAUUCACAGUAAAGUUGCUUACAGAGCAAUUCAAUAACUUCAAGAGCAAAUUUGGCAAAAAGUAUGCCACUCCAGAAGAAGAAAAGAAGAGAUUAGAGAUUUUCUCCGUCAAUUACGAAAAAAUCAAUCAACUCACGCAAAUAGCAAACUUGCCAUUUUUGGCGAAAGUGAAUCAGUUUUGCGAUUUAAUAUCAGCAGAAUUCAAUAAGCUUCUAAACGGUUUGAAAAUUAAAGCGUAUUUCCGAGUGAAUCGUCCUGUAAAGAAGUACGUCCCUAAAAAUGAACCUGUAGUAGAUCAAUUUGAUUGGAGGGACAAGGGUGUUGUUACUUCGGUUAAAAACCAAGGCGAAUGCGCUUCGUGUUAUGCAUUCGCAUCGGCCGCUGCUGUCGAAAGUCACAUUGCUAUUAAAACAAAAAAACUUCAAGACAUCAGUCCACAAGAAGUACUAGAUUGUUCGCUGGUGGAACCCUAUGAGAACUACGGUUGUGACGGUGGUUCAUUGGAGCCAGCCUAUGACUAUAUUAAGGACAAAGGACUUGUCACUGACGUGUCCUACCCCUACACUGCAGAAACUGGAGAUAAAUGUCAAGCAAAAACAGAAAAUGUGGCGGCCAACAUUCAAUCGUACGUUACGAUCGAAGAAGGAGACGAAAAUGCGUUAAAAGAGGCAUUGCAUAAUAUCGGCCCGAUUGCUGUCGGUAUGGAUGCUUCCUCUGAAAACUGGCAAUUUUAUGGUGGUGGAAUAUACUACGAAAAGGAUUGCAAAUCGUCCAUCGAAUAUUUAAAUCACGCCGUGUUGUUGGUCGGAUAUGGCGAGGAAAAGGGGCAGAAAUAUUGGAUUGUGAAAAAUUCUUACGGUGACGAAUGGGGAGAAAAGGGUUACGCAAGAAUUUCCAGAAACGAAACCAACCACUGUGGAAUUGCUAGUUAUGCAGUUUAUCCAGAAAUGUAAUUUUUUACAUCUUUUAAAAAAUAAUAUACCUAACUUUACAAUUCUUCUGUUUUACUUUAUUUACUUAAGACUUUAAUCUAACGCUUUCUAUCUACUAUUUACGUGUCUUAAAAAAUUAUAUUGCAUCAA
This is a messenger RNA of Photinus pyralis (common eastern firefly), 1356 nucleotides long. RefSeq names its product cathepsin L1-like. The transcript is spliced from 5 exons. The record is from RefSeq and is a predicted model, not a curated record. Gene Ontology annotation, molecular function: cysteine-type endopeptidase activity. Gene Ontology annotation, cellular component: lysosome. Lineage: Eukaryota; Metazoa; Arthropoda; Insecta; Coleoptera; Lampyridae. Bases 154 to 1227 code for a protein of 357 amino acids.